AUGUGCAACAAAACCAUGGCUUCAUUUCAUCUAAUCCUGGUCUGGGUAGGCGGAGGCGUCGUGGUCAGUCGUGUAGGGAUGCCCUCACACUCCAAACCAGCCCGAUGUAGGGCAGACGAAACACGUUCGGUGGUGCCAGGAUCGGGUGAGACCGGAAGCAGCCCAUCCUGCACAGACGCCUCCGAGCUCGCAGCAGAUGCAGGUUGCACUGUUCCUAUGGAUGGUCUCGGAGUUUCUUUUCCAUGGGCUGGAUUCGGUCUCCUCCUCCUCCACAUGGACGCUGGACCAACACAUCCAACAGAAGCGGGCCUCGAUGAACCCCUACGUCAAGGCUCGUUCCUGAGAGUGAUGAUGUCUAUAAUCGGGCUGUUCGACGUAUUGCCGAUCUUUCAUGCCACCUCGUCAGGCACCACCGAGGUCUGUCGGCUUGUGUGAGAUGUAAAAUAAUAUAUGCUAAGGAGG
Dissoconium aciculare CBS 342.82 is the source of this 462-nucleotide messenger RNA. RefSeq lists its product as uncharacterized. Bases 1 to 435 code for a protein of 144 amino acids. NCBI's taxonomy places the organism in Eukaryota, Fungi, Ascomycota, Dothideomycetes, Mycosphaerellales, Dissoconiaceae. The transcript is spliced from 2 exons. The record is from RefSeq and is a predicted model, not a curated record.